AUGGAGAAUCACAUUGAAUCUUCAGCGGUCACCGAACUCUACGCCAGCAUCGUCAGAGGAGGACAAUAUGUCCCUUGGACCAUCCCCAUGGGCCUAUGGCUCAACAUCGUUCAACGCUACCUCCGCCUCCCAAACGGUUGCAUUGUCAGUCGAGAAACCCUCCAACCUUGUUUCGUUAUAGCUACCUUGGAAGACACCUUUUACGGGAUGAAUGACGACGACAUCUCCUUUCCGGAUAUGGUGCGACAAAUCACGGAAUACAUGCUCAAACGGCGGACACGGUGGAUUCGGAUUAGUAGGGGGACUGAUGAGCCUGCAGCGUGGAAGACGGCAUAUGUGCUUGUGACGCUGGCGACGUGUAGGUUAUAUGUCCUUGAGCCGGGUUCGAAUGAGUUGGUUAGCUAUUUUGCGGAUCGGGGACCUGUGCGGUUUUAUGAUGCGUUUGGUGAGUUUGCGGUUAUUAAUUCACUUUUGACGAGGAUUGCGGAGGUUGUGGCUGAGUGA
Talaromyces marneffei is the source of this 504-nucleotide messenger RNA. RefSeq lists its product as uncharacterized. The coding region runs from base 1 to 504 and encodes 167 amino acids. The transcript is spliced from 3 exons. The record is from RefSeq and is a predicted model, not a curated record. NCBI's taxonomy places the organism in Eukaryota, Fungi, Ascomycota, Eurotiomycetes, Eurotiales, Trichocomaceae.